This is a messenger RNA of Daucus carota subsp. sativus, 3161 nucleotides long. RefSeq names its product peptidyl serine alpha-galactosyltransferase. The transcript is spliced from 8 exons. The coding region runs from base 218 to 2686 and encodes 822 amino acids. Lineage: Eukaryota; Viridiplantae; Streptophyta; Magnoliopsida; Apiales; Apiaceae. Gene Ontology annotation, molecular function: glycosyltransferase activity. The record is from RefSeq and is a predicted model, not a curated record.
GUAUAAUCUAAAACUAGAACGCAGCAAGCCUUUUACCAGCCUCCGAUCACGAUUCCAAGUCCAUUUGACACAAAAAACAUGUACAAGAAUGCACACACGACACUUCGAUUUUGACUUUUCUCUGCAUCAAUAAUUUAAUCACCAUUUCUUGAACAUUUCUCUCCUCGGAACACAGCGGAUGAAAUCGAGAUCGAAAAGUGAUCAGAUUCAUUGAGUGAUGGGUAAAUUAGGCGUCUUGUUUCUAGUAGGCGUGUUUGUGUUGGUUUUAAUGGUGAAAAAGGGCUGGGCUGAGGAGAAAGGGAGGAGGAUCCAUACAUUGUUUUCUGUGGAGUGCCAGAACUACUUCGACUGGCAAACAGUGGGUCUGAUGCGGAGCUACAAGAAGGCCCAACAGCCCGGCCCAAUUACCCGGCUCCUCAGCUGUACUGAUGAGGAGAAGAAGAGCUACAGAGGCAUGAAUUUGGCUCCCACUUUUGAGGUUCCUUCUAUGAGUAAACAUCCUAAAACUGGAGACUGGUAUCCUGCGAUUAAUAAACCAGCUGGGAUUGUUCACUGGCUGAAAUUCAGUGAAGAAGCAAAGAAUGUGGAUUGGGUGGUCAUACUGGAUGCUGAUCAGAUCAUUCGAGGACCUAUCGUCCCGUGGGAACUUGGCGCUGAGAAAGGGAGGCCUGUUGCAGCUUAUUAUGGGUACUUAGUUGGCUGCAAUAAUCUUCUUGCAAAAUUGCAUACUAAACAUCCUGAACGCUGUGAUAGAGUUGGUGGGCUUUUAGCCAUGCACAUAGAUGAUCUUCAUGCUUUGGCACCCAUGUGGCUUUCUAAAACAGAAGAAGUACGAGAAGAUAGAGCUCACUGGACCACAAACUUGACCGGUGACAUUUACGGGCAAGGUUGGAUCAGUGAGAUGUAUGGAUACUCCUUUGGCGCAGCCGAGGUGGGACUUCGCCACAAGAUUAAUGAUAACUUGAUGAUAUAUCCUGGUUACAUUCCUCGGCCUGGCGUUGAACCCAUUCUUUUACAUUACGGGCUGCCAUUUAGUGUUGGUAAUUGGUCAUUUAGUAAACUGGAUCACCAUGAAGAUAAUAUUGUGUAUGAUUGUGGACGGCUUUUCCCUGAACCUCCUUAUCCUAGAGAGGUGAGAGCAAUGGAAACUGAUCCCGAUAAAAGGAGGGCUCUUUUUUUGAAUAUAGAAUGUAUUAAUACCCUCAAUGAAGGUCUACUGUUACAGCAUGCAGCAAACGGUUGCCCUAAGCCAAAGUGGUCCAAAUACUUAAGCCUCUUGAAGAGCAACACCUUUGCUGAACUGACUCGUCCUAAAUAUCUUACUCCAGAAACUCUGCAGUUGAAGGUGGUUAAGGUCCAAAAUCAGGUUUUUGAUGAACCUGGGAGGCCACAUCCAAAAAUUCACACCAUAUUUUCCACAGAAUGUAUCCCAUAUUUUGAUUGGCAAACUGUUGGACUUGUUCAUAGUUUUCACCUGAGUGGCCAGCCUGGAAAUAUAACCAGACUUCUAAGUUGUACUGAUGAAGAUCUGAAAGAAUAUAAAGGCCUGGAUCUUGCCCCCACACAUUUUGUCCCAUCUAUGAGCCGGCAUCCACUAACGGGCGAUUGGUACCCAGCAAUCAAUAAACCAGCUGCAGUCCUGCAUUGGCUGAAUCAUGCAAAAAUCGAUGCAGAGUUUAUAGUUAUCUUGGAUGCAGACAUGAUCAUGCGAGGAACGAUUACACCAUGGGAAUUCGAUGCAGCACGUGGUCGACCUGUUUCCACCCCCUACGACUACCUUAUCGGUUGCCACAAUGAGCUUGCGGAGCUCCACACUCGGCACCCUGAAGCUUGUGACAAGGUUGGUGGUGUGAUAAUAAUGCAUAUAGAUGAUCUGCGGAAGUUUGCGAUGCUGUGGCUGCAUAAGACUGAGGAAGUCCGUGCUGACACUGCUCAUUAUGCCAAAAAUAUAACUGGGGAUAUAUAUGAAUCUGGAUGGAUAAGUGAAAUGUAUGGUUACUCUUUCGGUGCAGCUGAGCUGAAUUUGCGGCAUAAUAUCAACAAUGAGAUAUUGAUAUACCCAGGAUAUGUCCCUCAACCUGGUGUCAAGUAUCGAGUUUUCCAUUAUGGCCUGGAGUUCAAGGUUGGGAAUUGGAGCUUUGACAAAGCAAACUGGAGAGAUGUUGACGUAGUUCACAAUUGUUGGUCUAAGUUUCCUGAUCCUCCUGAUCCUUCAAGUCUUGAUCAAACUGAUGAGGAUAGUUUACAGCGUGACUUGCUUAGCAUAGAAUGUGCAAGGACAUUAAAUGAAGCUCUACGUUUACAUCAUGAAAGAAUAUGCUUCAAACCCAAUUCUGUGUCCAAUUCCAACUCAACAUUGAACAAUGAAGUAACAGUUUCAAGAAAAAUUGGCAAGAUUAAUGAGAGUCAUACCAUAAGAAGUAACAGUGUCCCCAUGAAUAAUUCUCGAGAAUCAUCAUACUCAGUGGAGGAUGAGCAGAUGCACCGUUCUUUCAGGGUUUGGAUAAUCUGUCUCUGGGUAUUUUCUAUAUUUGGUUUUGCGGCUGUAAUCUGGAUACUGUUUGCAAGUCGUAAAAGACAAAGAAAAAGAGGUAAAAGCUAUAAAAGCAAGAGAAGACCAUUGUACGCAGGAUUUGGGGACAUAAAUGGACUUGAGAAGCAUAUGAGAGGGGUUGAGAUAUUGUAGAAAUAUACUGUUCUGGUAAUAUCUGUAAAAUACAACUAGCCACCAUAGAUAUACUGCAAGUGGACAGGAAUCUAAGAAUGAAUGCAUGAUGAUGAUGAGCUGAGAUUAAGAGAUACAUUGGCGUUCGCCAAUGUCAGAACUGGAACUUGCAGAACCGUACAUGAUAAGUUAACAUUCAAUAAGCUCUUGGGCGGCUUGCUUUUGCCACAGAAGAAAGCUGCCAUGAUUCAGUGGCAGUAGCCAGUUUUUUGAGCUGCUAGGGCCCCGUGUUAGAGUAAUACAUAACAUUGAUUAUGAUCAUAAAUAUUAGAUGAAGUUUUGAGUCCAUUAGUUUAAGGUGAAAUGGUGACAAUGAGCCGCUGUUCAGCAUGUUACAUCUCUUAUGCUAAGAUUUGGUAGAUAAACAAUAAGUGGCGUUUCUCUUAAAUAGACUGCAUUUAUAUGGAAAUAUAUACUGUGCUUUUUUCUCUUUCAA